AUGGCCAACAUCCACGUCUCCACGCACCCGUGUGCAAAGGCCAAACUCAGCCAACUGCGAUCCGCCUCGACGAACGCAAAAGAGACCAAAAACCUCAUCCACGAAAUCGCAACCAUCGUAGCCUGUGAAGCCCUCGCGCAAGGCUUAACCGUCGAGCAGACGGGAACCGUAAGUCCUCACUCCAUCCACCACUCCCAUCAUCAUCAUCAUCAUCAUCAUCAUCAUCAUCACCAUCAUCAGCAGCAGCCAGCAUUGGCUGACAAUCACACAGACCGUCAACAACAGCUAACCACCUCCCCUAAACCGAACAGGAAGACCACUCCCCCCUCGGCUACACCUAUGCCACCGAAACGCUGCACCCCUCCAACAUAACCCUCAUCCCCAUCCUCCGCUCCGGCCUCAGCAUGCUCGAACCCCUCCAAUCCCUCCUCCCCUCCACCCCUUCCCCCUCAGUCCACCACCUGGGAAUGUACCGCGAGAAAUCCACCCUCCAGCCCGUCGAGUACUACAACAACCUCCCCUACCACAGCAAAUCCGGCGCCUCCCCCACCGCCGCUGCCGCCGACCUCGCCAUCGUCUGCGACCCCAUCAUCGCCACGGGCUCCACCCUCUGCGCCGCCAUCGAGACCCUGCGCGACUGGGGCGUCAAGCGGAUUAUUUCCAUUUCCAUUCUCGCUUCCCGCACCGGCUUGGAGAGGGCCGCGGACGCGUGGCCCGAGGGCGUGGAACUCUGGGUUGCGGGCGUGGAUGCGGAAACGGAUGAGCAGGGCAUGAUCAAGCCUGGGUUGGGCGAUAUUGGGGAUCGCUUGUUUCUCACGGUGGGGAAGUAG
Lecanosticta acicola is the source of this 830-nucleotide messenger RNA. NCBI's taxonomy places the organism in Eukaryota, Fungi, Ascomycota, Dothideomycetes, Mycosphaerellales, Mycosphaerellaceae. The record is from the annotation of a GenBank genome assembly.